Pteronotus mesoamericanus is the source of this 2107-nucleotide messenger RNA. Its product is annotated as guanylate-binding protein 2-like. NCBI's taxonomy places the organism in Eukaryota, Metazoa, Chordata, Mammalia, Chiroptera, Mormoopidae. Gene Ontology annotation, biological process: defense response to Gram-positive bacterium; defense response to protozoan. Gene Ontology annotation, molecular function: GTP binding; GTPase activity. The record is from RefSeq and is a predicted model, not a curated record. The transcript has 11 exons.
UAGUCACUGGGUCUCUGAAAGAAGUGCAGCAAGUUCCAGGACACUGAAAGGCGUAAGACUAAAAGGCCCAAUUGCCAGGGAGAGAGAAGAUUGAGAAAAACUAGCACAGUAAGACUUAGAAGAAAAGGGAAGAGGGGAAGCACUUCUAACUUCCUAAUUGGAGCUGCUGUCUUCUCAACUCUAAAGGAUCUCUGCUUCUGACAAGGUUACACCCUGGACAUGGCCUCAGAGACCCACAUGCCAGGCCCAGUGUGCCUCAUUGAGAACAACGAAGGGCAACUGGUAGUUAAUCAGGAAGCUCUGAAGAUCCUCUCUGCCAUUACCCAGCCUCUUGUCGUGGUGGCCAUUGUGGGUCUCUACCGCACAGGCAAAUCCUACCUGAUGAACAAGCUGGCUGGGGUGAACAAGGGCUUCUCUCUGGGUUCCACGGUGCAGUCUCACACCAAGGGAAUCUGGAUGUGGUGUGUGCCUCAUCCUGAGAAGGCAGACCACACCCUCGUUCUGCUUGACACCGAAGGCCUGGGGGAUGUAGAGAAGGGAGACAACCAGAAUGACUCCUAGAUCUUCGCCUUGGCAGUCCUCCUGAGUAGCACCUUCGUCUACAACAGCAUGGGAACCAUCAACCAAAUGGCCAUGGACCAACUGCACUAUGUAACAGAGCUGACUGAUCGAAUCAGGGCACACUCCUCACCUGGUGAUUGUGAGGUUGAAGACUCAGCUGACUUUGUGAGCUUCUUUCCAACCUUUGUGUGGACUCUGAGAGAUUUCUCCCUGGAGCUAGAAGUAAAUGGUCAACGUAUCACUGCUGAUGAGUAUUUGGAGUUGUCACUGAAACUAAAGCAAGAAACCAAUGCAAAAACUAAAAGCUUUAAUGAACCUCGGUUGUGCAUCCGAAAGUUCUUCCCGAAGAAGAAGUGCUUCAUCUUUGACCGUCCCACUCAAAGGAAGUACCUUGUCCAUCUGGAGCAGCUGAAGGAGGAAGAUAUGAAUUCUGAGUUCAGAGAACAAGUAGCAGAAUUCUGCUCCUACAUUUUCAAACAUGCUGAGGCCAAGACUCUCUUAGGCGGCAUCGUAGUCAAUGGGCCUUGACUGGAGAGCCUGGUACUGACCUAUGUCAAUGCCAUCAGCAGUGGGGAUCUGCCCUGCAUGGAGAACGCAGUCCUGGCCUUGGCCCAGAUAGAGAACUCCGCCGCAGUGAAAAAGGCCAUCGCCCACUACGACCAGCAGAUGGGCCAGAAGCUGCAGCUGCCCACGGAAACCCUCCAGGAGCUGCUGGACGUGCACAGGGACAGUGAGAAAGAGGCCAUCGAAGUCUUCAUGAAGAGUUCCUUCAAGGACGUGGACCAAAAGUUCCAGAAGGAGUUAGGGGAAUGUUUAGUAGCAAAACGAGAGGACUUUUAUAAGCAGAAUGUGAAAGCAUCAUCAGAGUAUUGCGUGGCCUUACUUCAGGACAUUUUCAGUCCUCUAGAAAAAGAUGUGAAGGAGGGGACAUUUUCUAAACCAGGAGGUUAUCGUCUCUUUAUUCAGAAGAUAGAGGAGCUGAAGAAUAAGUACUUCCAGGUGCCCAGAAAGGGGAUACAGGCAGAAGAGAUGCUGAGGGAAUACUUGGAGUCCAAGGAGACUGUGGCGGAUGCCAUUCUACAGACUGAUGAGUCACUCACAGAAAAGGACAAGGAGAUUGAAGUGGAACGUAUAAAGGCUGAAUCUGCAGAAGCAGCACAAAAAAUGUUGGAGGAAAUGCAAAGGAAGACUCUGCAGAUGAUGGAAGAGAAAGAAAAGAGUUAUCAGGAACAUUUGAAACAACUGAAUGACAAGAUGGAGAUGGAGAGGGCCCAGUUAAUGGCAGAGAAAGAGAAGGUUCUAAACCUUAAACUUCAGGAAAAUGAAAAACUUUUUAAGGAGGGAUUCAAGAAAGUGAGCAUGAAACUUCAAAAUGAGAUACAGGCUCUCCAGAUGAGAAACAUGCAACAAUUCCCUGCCUGUAACAUACUCUAAAAAUCCAAGGAGCAUCAUUUCCUCACCAGCUCCCCUCCCCUCCACUAGGAAGAACUUGAAUGAGCGAUUUCAGAAUGUCAAACAAUUGUCUCUAAAUUAAAGUUAAAAUGAU